Molecule: messenger RNA, 2475 nt
Organism: Filobasidium floriforme
Lineage: Eukaryota; Fungi; Basidiomycota; Tremellomycetes; Filobasidiales; Filobasidiaceae
Product: PIN domain-like protein
Exons: 4
Coding region: 153-2063 (636 amino acids)
Cellular component (GO): nucleus; cytoplasm
Molecular function (GO): 5'-3' exonuclease activity; DNA binding; 5'-flap endonuclease activity
Source: RefSeq, a predicted model, not a curated record
CAGCGAUGUGAUCAUAAUGCCAUGCCAUAGAAGUAUAUAAGAAAAAACUUACUCCAGCCAGUCUCCGGUAUAGCUUCACUGUCAAAUGACGAUACCCAUACUCCAACUACACCCUCCAUCCAAAUCGUCGAUAUAAUAGCGAGCGAGCCAUCAUGCGACCUUCUCUUAUCGUCCGCGGCGUUCAAGGAUUGGGAGUGGCCAUCAAGAAGGACUUUCCGGAAUUGGUCAAGACCUAUAAUCAACGGUGGUUCGACCCGAACAUCAAGGGCAAGACCGUCGCUCUCGAUGCGACCUUGAUCACGACCAGGUUCUUUUACACUCAAUCGUCGGACGACUCGUUGGAGACCAAGAGGAUCGUUAUGGGAUGGCAUCGGCUCAUCAAAAGCAUGAAACGAGCUUCCGUCAAACCCAUCGCGAUCUUUGACGAACCCGGACCAAGGGAAUGGAAAGCCCGUGAACACGUCAGACGACAACAUCAGCGGUCUUUACACCUCGCCAGGUCGUUACUCGAGGACGCUAGGAGAGAACGGUUGGGGAAGAUCGAACAGGUCUUGAUUGAUGCACGGAGGUUGUUGCAAAAGGAUCGACUGCCGGUUCUUUGGAACGAUGCCGGGAGUGACAUUGACUCGGAGUUUGAUAUAGAAAAAGAACUCUUGAACCUGGAAGAUGUCCAGGUCGGCGGUCCUUCUCAAGGAGUUCUCGUUCUCGAUCUCGAUCUCCAACUCGAUCCGGGGAAGAAGGUCUUACAGGCCGCCUUGAUGCUAUUGCGGGAAUGCAGGGCGUCCAGUCGGCCCGGGGAGAAGCAUACGAACAGGUCUAAUUAUCAGUUCUUAAAGGACCGGUUCUUAAAGGAAGAUUCCGAGACCGAGGCCGAGGUAACGGACUUUGUGGAGGGAGAGAUUGGGCGGGGUGGUCCUGAAUCCACUGUCGGAGAUGCGGGGAGGUUGGAAGUCGAUGGCGAUAACCCAGAUGAUGGGCUCGUUGCCAUCGAGAAAGGGUUGGAACGUAUUUCCCUGGCCGCUCCGAGUCUCGAACUAAACGAAAAGACGUUAGACGAAGCUUUGGUCGGGCAGGAGGAAGACGACGUUGAUGUAGAAGAUAUCGCUACGGUCGUCGUCGAGCCCUCUCACGAUUUUACCGAAUCCAUCCGUCAAACCGCCCUGACGGCCAACGAGAACUACCUCCUCUCCGACAUUAUCAAGACCCUGACCUCGACCUCUCCUACGCCCACUCAGAUGACGUUUGUCGAGUAUCAACAGGAACUCAGGAACCUGCAAGACCGAGCGAGGGAAGUCGCUCGGACUUACGAACGCAGUCAUGCCAAACCGACCGCUCAGGACAUCGAGGAAAGCCGGGAAUUGCUCCAAGUCAUGGGGGUGCCGAUCGUCCAGGCUCCUUCGCCUUACGAAGCCGAGGGUUUGGCCGCGGCCAUGGUGGCUGGGGGCAUGGCGGACUAUGCAGGGACGGAGGACUCGGACAUACUCGUCUACGGCGCCUUGCUCCUCAGGAACGUGGGCACGGGCACCCAGCCUCUUCAAUCGAUCGAUGGGGAAGAGUUCCGAUGCGCCCUGGACCUGUCUGAGGGGCAAUACCGCGAUUUCCUCAUCCUCAACGGGACGGACGCUUGCGAGCGUAUCCACGGGGUCGGCUUUAAACGGGCCUUGAAGUUGAUCAAGGAGUAUGGGAAUAUCGAGACGAUCCUGGAAAAGGCCCAGUCGAAGAAGAUCUCGUUACGAGCUUUGACGCAGGAAGGGUACCUGGGUCGAGUUGCCGCAGCUAGACGAGUAUUCGAGGAUUUGCCGAUGUUGCCCACGGAGCUUGAGGUGCGGCAGCAGGACGUAGAGGUCGGGGUUGUGGAUGGGUUCCUGAGGGACCGACAUGGGAUCGUGAUGCUGACCGACGAGGACACCGUCGGACUCGGGGAUACGGUAGAGACGGGUUUCAGCGAAGAGGUCGGUCUAGACCAAUUAGCUGUCAAGCGAAAGCGAGAGGAUGAGCCAUCGAUGCCGGAUCUCCCUGAGGACAUUCCGGACUGGAUGGUCGGCGCCGGUCCGCCGAGAUAGAGGUCGAGGUACUGGACAACUAUAACGAUCUGUAAUUCUGUACACUAGAUUGCACACCCAGGUUCUCUCAGCAAGCAUCGAAAGGCCAUGCAAUUCAGAACGAACCUUGCGUAGACGCUAUCAUUCCUGCUCUGGUGGCAGUUCCCAGCCGGAUUGUUAACAGCUCACGGGCUCGAGAACUCGAUCAAUCAUAUCUUCACUAGACACAAGCUCACAGGCCACAGGAUCUGAAACGUCCAUCAUCAUCGAUCAUCAUCAUCUUAGCGACGACCUAGGGGUCGCCCUGGUCGCUACGGGGUUGUUGAUGGUUGAUGAGACGCGCUGCCCGGUCCGGGCGCAUCCGGUAUUGAUCAACCCCUUUGAUCAUUUCUCCCUAUCUUGUUAUCGCUCGUCAUCCUUCUCAUCCUUCCGC